Molecule: messenger RNA, 711 nt
Organism: Nematocida minor
Lineage: Eukaryota; Fungi; Microsporidia
Exons: 1
Coding region: 1-711 (236 amino acids)
Source: RefSeq, a predicted model, not a curated record
AUGGAAGACAAACAGCAUUCUGAGAUAGCACAAGAAAAUAGCAGAGCAGAAAAGAAUCUCGGUGUUCUCUACCAGGACAGAGAAAUAAAAACAAGACACAAAAUAGCAAGGUGUCUCCGAAGAGGGAUAGAGUGGGGGCUAGGCGUGUUUUCGUGUCUUCUUUUUAUCAAAGGGCUGUACAGUGAUGCGCUAAAGAAUGGGGCAGGCUCAGUUCUUCCCAAAAUAGUAAUCCUGUCUGCUGUUGGGGUCUCGAUAUACAGCUGGAAGAAGGCGAUAAGCAGCUCUGCUCUUUCUCGAAAAGAAGAGCAUCUUUUCUACCACAAAACAGUUCUGGGCAUUAUAAUAGGCUUGUUUGGCGCCAUAUCGGGAAAUCCGUGGCUUCUCUUCGUUUUGACAAGCAGAUCGCUCAACACCCACCUGUUUGUGUUCAUGCUCUUUACUCAUAUUGUUAUAGGGGGCUCUGUAUUUUUCAUAAACAACGCAGCCAUAAGGCAGAUAAUUUCGAUGUACCCAACGAUAGCCACGACAAUAGUAAACUUUGAAGAGAUCCUAUCUGAGAAGGGCAUGCACUGCACGUACCAAAAGAGCAGAAAAUAUCUUCUGGGCCUUUCUAUAACCUUUGUCUCUUUCUGCAUUAUAGGGUUUUGCUUUUCUCCGUAUGUAGCAGAUGUUCAUAGGCUAUCUUUGCAGUUUUCUGAGAUCCGUGUUUAA